This is a messenger RNA of Lingula anatina, 2229 nucleotides long. RefSeq lists its product as uncharacterized. The record is from RefSeq and is a predicted model, not a curated record. NCBI's taxonomy places the organism in Eukaryota, Metazoa, Brachiopoda, Lingulata, Lingulida, Lingulidae.
UCUGGACAGCAAGGUUGGACAUCUCUCAUCAUUUCACUGUGUCAAAAUGCUGCCAAUAGCUGUUGCAUUUGUUUUGCUUAUCUCUCAACAACUGGACCAAACCGAUGCUUGUACCUGUGUGCCUCCUUGGGUAGAAUUCAACAAUGACAUAUGCAUAAGUCAAGGUUAUGAAGACUGCACAACUGGGGACAAAAACCACACAGCAUCAUCUGUGGCUGAUUAUAAAGAUAAAUGUCGUGACCUUUCUCCAGAUGGAUCUGGUCAACCUCUCACCAUUGCCAGCUCAGCAGAGUUCAGAGCACUGGAAACAUAUCUUCAAGGAAUUGGUUUCGGCUACACAGCUACCUCCCCUCGUUUCGAGUGUUCUCAGAUCUAUGCCACUGUGGCGAAAGUUACAGCAACGACUUCAUUAUAUGUCAUCAUCACAUUUUAUACUGGUUCUCCUGUUAAAUGGAAGCUGUACAAAAAUGACCCCAUUUACACUGAUGUUAAGAAGGACUUUUCUGUAGGUGAUAUCAUUUUACUCCACUUCAAAGCAAGUCCAGGUGAUGUUGUAGGAGUGGGCAACAGCCAAAAAUUAUUGAUUAUGCUCCGAUCCCACUUCAGUGGAGAACACUUAACCCUCUGUGCUAUGCCUCCAGGGGCUUGCCCACCACCCGGUCGGUGUAUAGUCAGAGGGGACCCCCAUCUUGGACAAUAUGAUGGAAGAAACUUCCUUUUCAGUGGGUUCUGUACACAUAGACUUUCAGAAACUCUCCCAGGAGCCCCCGAGCAGUUCAACGUAACUGGUAGAUUUGUCUAUAAUAAGCCUGGCAGUACUAGGACCAUGAUCCAGCAGGUUUUGAUAAAUGUGCGCAAUAUGAUCGUUGAGGUUACUACAGAUGGAAUAGUGAUGGUUGACAAUGUGGUCGUCACUGCAACAAUCCCUCCACAAAACAUAGGCAGCGGAGUGAUGUUGUUUCUUGACCCAUCCGACUUUCCAAGGACUGUUGUAGAUGUGCCUGGCGUUGUGAAGGUUGAACUCACCACUCCUGUUGGUGCAUUAAGACGUAAAGGACACAGAGCCAUCAUAACUGUUGCAGGUAAGUAUGCUGGACUACUAAAUGCGUUGUGUGGAAAUUUCAACGAUGACCCUACUGAUGAUGUUAACCCCUGUUCCGGAGGCCCUCCUGCAGAUUGCUUUGUAGAUGACAACAGUUGCACCUGAAACAGCCAUGUGAAAGAAAACCAAAAACAAUGGAGGUUUACAUUCAAGAACUUACAAAAUCUGUUUGAAUGAACAAGCUGGGUUUAAUUUAAUUCUUUUAAUCAAUUGGAACUACAUGUUUUAGCUUAUUAAUUGGGGUAUCAUGCAUUUUUGUCUUUGAAUUAUUAGUGCUCUCUUUAUUUACAAGGACACUUCACUACAUCGCUAUGUUUAUGCCAAAGAAUGAGGGAUAAAUUGAUUUUUAGCAAAAUAUCUUGAAAGGUUCCUUUAAAGAACUUGUGAUAACUGGUAACUUAACUAAUAACUGUGGCUUCUAGAUAACUAGCACUUGGUGUAUUUUAAUUGUGCAAGUAAAAGUAACUCUACCAUUAACAUUCCAAAAGUACUAAAAUUUCAUUGAAGUGGAACUAUCUAACAAUGUGGGUAUUUUUGUCAUAAAAUUGUCAGUGUCUUUAUUUCACCAAGGAUACAAGGAGUUAAUCAUGAAUGAUAUAAGGAAUAAUAUUGUUUAUAUUUACACCUAAAAAAAGGAUGAAAGGAUUUUGGCUAAUUCAAAAUAAACUACUGGCAAGGUACCUUUGACAAACUUGUGAACACUUUUUAGAACACUAGAUGCUAUUACUAUCACUUUAUUUUAGCUUUGUAGUUUACAGGUACACUGACACAGAAAGAUGAAUUAAAAUUUAUGGGGAUCCUUUUUUACUUAAAUUGUGGGAUGUAUAAGUUUUACAGUAGUAUCCGGGAAGAGACAUGUUAAUUGGAUGCUUUAAUUGGGUGCUUUUUUUACUUGAAUUUUGAGUUUUUGGAUAUUUCAAUGUAGUAAUCGAGGAAGACAUAAUUGUAAAAAAUCAGUGUUAAUUGGGGACUCUUUUUACUUACAUUAUACAUUUUGGGAUACAUGUAUGUAGUAACCUGGGAAUAUAUUGUAAAAUUAUCAUGUUAAUUGGGGGUUCUUUCAACUUCAAUUUUAAUCUGGGAGGAUAUUGUGAAAACAUGGAAAUAAAACUGGUAUUCAAACAGUA